Molecule: messenger RNA, 1907 nt
Organism: Salmo salar (Atlantic salmon)
Lineage: Eukaryota; Metazoa; Chordata; Actinopteri; Salmoniformes; Salmonidae
Source: RefSeq, a predicted model, not a curated record
UCUUACAUUAGACUGAGUCACACAGAGGCUCCAGCUGUGCAGAGAACAGACACAAACCUACAACUGAGAUAACAGCAGACCUUACAACAGUAGAAGUUACAGCAGUAGAAAUUACAGCAGUAGAAGAUACAGCAGUAGAAGUUACAGCAGUAGAAGUUACAACAGUAGAAGUUACAACAGUAGAUGUUACAGCAGUAGAAGUUACAGCAGUAGAAGUUACAGCAGUAGAAGUUAGAUGAACAGAAGUUACAACAGUCUACUGUUACUGCAUUUGAGCACAAGCGUAUAAAGAUGUCAAAGGGAAUCUAUGAAUACACAAAUGGAUUUGAAGACGAAGAACCCAAUGAAAUAAAGACCAUUGAUAUUGAUGAUCAUAUUUACAACAACAAAAGACCCAUCAUGCCCUGCAAGAAGGAUGGAGUUGGUGAUCAACAUUCAGUGUUUUGUCAGUGGUGGAAGAGAUACUCUGGAGCUGCUGCAGUGUGUCUUGGGCUGCUGUGUGUUCUCCUACUGGCUGGGAUCAUAGGCCUGUUACUCUACCAGAGAAACCAAUUGACCAGCUCCAACACCCUGACUAAAGAGUGGGAACAGCUACAGAUUAGCGGCAACAACCUGACUGUAGAGAGAGACCAGCUACAGACUGGCAACAACACCCUGAUUAAAGAGAGAGACCAGCUACAGACCAGCAGCAACAUCCUGACUGAAGAGAGAGACCUGCUACAGACUAGCAACAACACCCUGACCAAAGAGAGAGAUCAGCUACAGACCAGCAGCAACAACCUGACUGAAGAGAGAGGCCUGCUACAGACUAGCAACAACACUCUGAUCAAAGAGAGAGACCAGCUUCAGACCAGUUACAACACCCUGACCAAAGAGAGAGACCAGCUACAGACCAGUCACAACACCCUGACCAAAGAGAGAGACCAGCUACAGACCAGUUACAACACCUUGACCAAAGAGAAAGACCAGCUACAGACCAGUUACAACACCCUGACCAAAGAGAGAGACCAGCUUCAGACCAAUUACAACACCUUGACCAAAGAGAAAGACCAGCUACAGACCAGCUACAACACCCUGACCAAAGAGAGAGACCAGCUACAGACCAGUUGCAACACCCUGACCAAAGAGAGAGACCAGCUACAGAAAGAGAUAGAACGUCUGAAACAAUCUUCAGUUGAGAAAGUGUGUCCUCAAGGAUGGAAGAAGCUUGGUAGCAGUUGUUACUACGUCUCUACUGAGUCCAAAUCCUGGGAGGAGAGCAGACAGGACUGCAGAAAUAGAGGAGCAGACCUGGUGGUCAUCAACAGCCAAGAACAACAGACAUUGGUCAAUUGGUUAUGUGGACGGAAGAACUAUGUCUGGAUUGGUCUGACUGACUCUGUUACUGAGGGGACCUGGAAAUGGGUGGACAACACACCACUUACCACAAAGUAUUGGAACAGUGGAGAGACUAAUGGUGGAAGAGCUGAGAACUGUGUGUAUUUCUACUCCAGGUCAUCAGACACAGGAGAAUGGUGGGACUAUGACUGUUCCUAUAAAUACAGAUGGAUCUGUGAGAAAUAGGAUUCAUCCUCGGUACUUUGAACUGCUAAAUAGGAUUAUGAUAAGUACUAUCAAUCGUAAACUAUUUUCUGCUCAUUCUAUUUACCUUGUCAAGUACAUACAAUAUAUAACAAUGCAAAUGAAUAAUACAUUAUAAUCAAACCAACAAAACAUAUGCAAUAACAAUACAAUGAAUUGAUAACAGAAUAACUGUUCUCUCUGUUGUUGUGGAAAUUCACCACUAAGGACUCAAAUUCAAAGGAAAUGAAUCAAUCUUUAUUAUCUCAGUCAUCGAGGUUCACUGACUCAACACAAGCCUGAUGUUCAUUUUUAUUAUUAUUACUUUUUAGUUUAGUCUACUUGCU